This is a messenger RNA of Indicator indicator, 1642 nucleotides long. RefSeq names its product cofilin 2 (gene CFL2). The record is from RefSeq and is a predicted model, not a curated record. The transcript is spliced from 4 exons. Gene Ontology annotation, cellular component: cytoplasm; actin cortical patch; actin cytoskeleton. Gene Ontology annotation, molecular function: actin filament binding. Bases 10 to 510 code for a protein of 166 amino acids. NCBI's taxonomy places the organism in Eukaryota, Metazoa, Chordata, Aves, Piciformes, Indicatoridae. Gene Ontology annotation, biological process: cell motility; actin filament severing; actin filament fragmentation.
CCCGGCGAAAUGGCUUCUGGAGUAACAGUGAAUGACGAAGUCAUAAAGGUUUUUAAUGACAUGAAAGUAAGGAAAUCUUCAACCCCUGAAGAGAUUAAAAAAAGAAAGAAAGCUGUUCUUUUCUGCUUAAGCGAUGACAAAAAACAAAUAAUUGUAGAGGAGUCAAAGCAGAUAUUGGUUGGUGACAUUGGAGAUACUGUGGAGGACCCCUAUACAGCCUUUGUGAAGUUGCUACCUUUGAAUGAUUGCAGAUACGCUUUGUAUGAUGCCACAUAUGAGACAAAGGAAUCUAAGAAAGAAGACCUGGUAUUUAUAUUCUGGGCUCCCGAAAGUGCACCUUUAAAAAGCAAGAUGAUCUACGCAAGCUCUAAAGAUGCCAUUAAAAAGAAAUUUACAGGUAUUAAACACGAGUGGCAAGUAAAUGGUUUGGAUGAUAUUAAGGACCGUUCAACACUUGGAGAGAAAUUGGGAGGCAACGUUGUAGUUUCACUUGAAGGAAAACCCUUAUAAAAAGACAGACAAGUGCCAUCUGGAUCUAAGGAGCUUCCAUUUCUGCAGCUCGUUCAAUUGGAAUAGUAUUAGUCCCCCCAUCCCCUUCCCUCCUCAAAAAAAUAAGUCCCUUUCCCUAAUGCCCCUGAAGGAGAUGUAAUUGUUAAGCAGUCUACCAGUGAUUGCCAUUAGACUGUUUAAUCCUGGUAGUUUUAUGUAGGAUCCAAGGAAUGCUUUCACGUCAUGCUCUUAGCCAAAAGUGACGUGGCAGGCAUUCCUUGCAACGUGUACAAUGAAUGUGAUAGUUAAUGUGAAUAGUCUAGCAGACAGCAAAGGGUAAGCUAAUUGAAUGCCUUGAAAGUAUCGUCCACUGGUCGGAUGGUAGACUCUAUACAGUAUUACUUACAGUUGCACUUGAUUGCAGUUCCAUGAGGCUCUUGUGCAUUCAUACACCUCACCUGCCUUGACAAGCCUAUUUUUUGUGACAUGGCAGCACACAACACUAUGCAUUUAAAGCACUUUUUUGUAAGAUGUUUGACCCGCCCCUCCCCCCCAAAGGAAUGCCAAUUAAGUUGCUGUAACUAUGUCAUCAGAUUAUUGUAGUACCUCAGUUUUCAUUCCUGUUACAUGCAUAUCUUUAUAAAUGAAGUAGCUGUUACGAUGCCUUUUGUUUUCCAUUGAAUGUACACUACUGAACAGGAGUAGAAGUUACCUGUUUACCAUGUGAGUCUUGAAACACUAAAGUUUUGUAAAACAUCAGUCACGGUGGCAAUUUCUGUACUGAAAAGAGCCUUAAAUGGAACAUUGGUGGUUUUUUUCUUUUGGGGUUUUUUUGAGAUCAAAAACUGGCCACGUUGCAAUAAAACUUGUGGCUUAUUACAGAACGUUGCCUUGUUUUCAUUGGAGAAUAUAGUUUUUAAGUGUUUAAGCAUAUUUCAAAUAACGUCUGUGGGAAGUAUUGUAAAGAUAAGCAAUCAUUAAUCUCCUGUUAAAUAAUGCAAGUUGGGUUUGUUUUCUUUUGUUUUUUUUUUCCAUUCCUAAUCACGAUUUAGGCACUGCUUUACAAUACUUUGUGGCUCUAUUCUGAUAAUUCGAUAAAGGACGUGAUCCUAGUUUACUGUCAAAAGUAAAGAAGCUACCACUACUAGAGACC